Messenger RNA from Paramecium pentaurelia, 1134 nucleotides. Lineage: Eukaryota; Ciliophora; Oligohymenophorea; Peniculida; Parameciidae. The record is from the annotation of a GenBank genome assembly.
AUGAAAUCAGAAAGAAGUUCUUACAUGACUUGUAGAGAUAAUUUUGAAUAAGAUGGAUUCCACUCUGUGUUUGAGUUUGAUUAAUAACGUAUAUUAUUUGAUAUUAUAGAAAAUAGGCAAAAUCGGCCAACUGUAUAUGUUCGCCCUUAAUAAAAGAAUAGGAAUACCUUAUAAUUAAGGAGUAUUCAAGAAUCUAGUAUGGAGCCAUUGCUCUAUAAUGGAAUUAAUGGAACAUAGUUAUCUGAAUUAGUACCUAGAAAAAGAUAGGUUGUUCCAAUAGGACAAGUAAAAAGGAAUCGAGUUGAAACGUUGUUGUUGAGAACGAGACCAUAAAGAAAGAGAUUUUAAUAAGAAUGUUCUUUUGAUACUUCUGCUACUUUGAUAAAAUUGUUAAAUAAGAAUAGAUGGGUUAGAUAUCUAAUGAAUUUAUAUAUUUGGUUGAAUAUUAGCUUAAGAAUUGGUUAUGUGGCAAUAGUCAUAUUUUAUGUGAUAUAAAAUGAUUACAAUAAUUAAGUUGAAGAUGAAAAUAGUGAAGAAAUAAUGACUUAAUUUUAUUGGUGGAUUCCUGGUUCUUUUAUUGGAAUUAGAGUAAUAUUUAUAUUGAUAAUCUAUAAAUUACUAUGUGUUGGUGAAUAUACUAGAGAUGCAAGGAUUAAAAUUGUUUAUGAUACUUAUGAAGCUUGGUUUAAUAAGACUAUUAAUGAAAGAGAUUAAUUAUUGAUCAAAUGUAAUUCUAUGGUAAUAAGAAAUGGAUAAGAUGAAUUAUAAUUAAGGUAACUUUAAUAAUAAGUGAAUUCUUUAAAUAGAUGGCUUUUGAUACUUAAAACAUAUAUUGUUUUAAUUCCUCCUGAAUGUUAAUUCAUAUUUUUAAAAUAAAAGAGUAAUGGAUUUUUUUAAGUUCAAAAUUUUAUUAUGAAAUCAUUAGAAAUACUUUUCUUUACUCCUUAAUUAAUGUAUUUCUUAUUAAUAGAAGAACCAUUAGAUUUAGAAUUAGAUCGUUUGGCUGCUUAUGAUGUUAAUAAUAUCUGUAUGUUAGUACUUUUAGCUGACAUCAUAUGUUUUGUCUUUAUGACACUUUUAUUAAUAUGUUUGGGAAACAAUAGAAAAUAUGUUAACAAUUUAAGAAAUAAUUGA